Molecule: messenger RNA, 1761 nt
Organism: Oenanthe melanoleuca
Lineage: Eukaryota; Metazoa; Chordata; Aves; Passeriformes; Muscicapidae
Exons: 3
Coding region: 1-1761 (586 amino acids)
Source: RefSeq, a predicted model, not a curated record
AUGCCGUCUCCCACCCGGGGGAGAAUCAGCCCAGCCCUUGCCCGUUUCCCCAGCGCACAGGUUAGACCGGAGGAGGCGGCAGCUCCGGCUCUGAGCGCGGGCGACAGCAGCGGCAGCCGCGCCCUCAGGGCCUCCCGCCCUCCGCGCCUCCCGCCCCGCUGCCGGGGCAGUCCCGGGGCCCUGGCCGGCUGCGCGCGGAUGUGGCCCCACUCGCAGCCCCGCCAGGCGGACACUCACAUGUGGUGUCGGCACCCCCGCGAGAGGCGAAAGAGCGGGACGGGUUGUGAGCGCUGCGCUGCCGCCGCGGAACCGCCACUGCGGUGCGCCCGCCCACCCUUUCCCGCGCCGCUGGCCAAUGCGGACCGCGCCAGGAGCCGGCUUGAACCAUCUGUUGUGAGGCGCCUCCCCCAGCCUUUUGCCGGGGGCUCCCGCCCAAGAGCAGGCGAGGACGGGGGAGCCUCCGGCCCCUGCAAGGAGCUCUUCGCCCUACGCAUCUCGGGGGCUGUGGCCGUGCCCCGCCUCCUUCCCCCCCAACCAGGAAUCGCCCUUCCCAGGGCUGCUGCUUCUCCCUCAGCGCUCGGCUCCCCUCACGCACGCCGCGCUCGGCUCCCCUCACGCGCCGCUCUCGAAUCCCCUCACGCACAGUGCGCUCGGCUCCCCUCACGCACGCCGCUCUCGGAUCCCCUCACGCACACCGCUUUCGGCUCCCCUCACCUGCCGCGCUCGGCUCCCCUCACGCACGCCGCUCUCGGAUCCCCUCACGCACAGCGCGCUCGGCUCCCCUCACGCACGCCGCUCUCGGAUCCCCUCACGCACAGCGCGCUCGGCUCCCCUCACGCACGCCGCUCUCGGAUCCCCUCACCUGCUGCGCUUGGCUCCCCUCACGCACGCCGCUCUCGGAUCCCUUCACGCACACCGCUCUCGGCUCCCCUCACCUGCCGCGCUCGGCUCCCCUCACGCACGCCGCGCUCGGCUCCCCUCACGCACGCCGCUCUCGGAUCCCCUCACGCACAGCGCGCUCGGCUCCCCUCACGCACGCCGCGCUUGGCUCCCCUCACGCACAUUGCGCUCGGCUCCCCUCACGCACGCCGCGCUCGGCUCCCCUCACGCACGCCGCUCUCGGAUCCCCUCACGCACAGCGCGCUCGGCUCCCCUCACGCACGCCGCGCUUGGCUCCCCUCACGCACAUUGCGCUCGGCUCCCCUCACGCACGCCGCGCUCGGCUCCCCUCACGCACGCCGCUCUCGGAUCCCCUCACGCACAGCGCGCUCGGCUCCCCUCACCUGCCGCUCUCGGAUCCCCUCACGCACACCGCUCUCGGCUCCCCUCACCUGCCGCUCUCGGCUCCCCUCACGCACGCCGCUCUCGGAUCCCCUCACGCACAGCGCGCUCGGCUCCCCUCACGCACACCGCUCUCGGAUCCCCUCACGCACACCGCUCUCGGCUCCCCUCACCUGCCGCGCUCGGCUCCCCUCACGCACGCCGCUCUCGGAUCCCCUCACGCACACCGCUCUCGGAUCCCCUCACAGCCCGGACAGCCGCCUCAACAAUGCCAGGUGGGGUAGCGACAGGUUCGUGGAUGCCAGGGAGCAGGAGCUGCAUGUGGGGCUGAUCCUCCUCAGCUCCUCAUCGAAGAGAACAUGUCCAGGCAGAGGGGCAACAGCAGAUACAUGCACAGACUGGAGAAUGUUGCCAUCUGAGGUGUGUGUAGGCAAGAAAUGUACAAAAUCAAGCAUGGAAAUAAAAAUGAAUACAUGCUGA